GCAAGGGUAGCCUUGUACGAUAUUUUUCCCCGCUUACCUUUGUAGACCAGUCAACGUAAUGUCUAAGUUCAGUACUCCUCAUGAGGUUGUUUGAAAUAGUGCACUGGAUGGAUUAAUAAUGUGUACAAAAAUAUAUGAAAGUGCGACAUCCUAGGCUGCGACUGGGCAACGGCCUCACCAAAUAGAAGUCGAGGGAAAGCAAGAAUUAUAGCAGGUAUUCGUAAGAGGAUUUUCUUUGUCCAUCCAGUGAACACAUUUCAGUUACUCCCCGACCGUGUGAAUCUUUUGAUUAGUUAUUAUCAGUGAAUGGAAAGUGUAAAAGUGGUGUGAUCUACCCGAAGUUAGAAAGCUUCAGGAAUGGAAAUGAUUGAGAAAAAACGACUUAGUUCAUAACUUACUCCAAGGUUUAUUCUAAAGGCGAAUAGUGCUGAGAUAAAAUGUGAAGCGACCCAAAUAACCAGUCAAGUGCCCCAGGUUAGAGAAGCGGAACCACCAAGGAAGCGUUCCUCCUCCCCCUGGCCUUAUUCAUCGCUCCUGAUGUUCAAGCUGAAUCAACAGAAGGGGAAACAGGACAACUAUUGCAAGUCUUAAGUUCAGACUGGCCAGAAAACGGAAGAAGAAGAAGUAACGAUCCAAGCUACGAGGUUCAAACUGGGUAAGAAAAGGAAAAAGAAAAAAAAAAAAAAAAAAAGGGUCCCCCCACACUGCUUGGAUCAGGCUCAUGGAUCAAGCAUUUCCCAGCGGGAAAAUCCGACAGAGAAAGACUUUUUAAAAGUCCAACCAAGUCUGACAAUUAAGAUUGGAAGACUUACCCACCCUACCCCACCCCUGCCGUUUUCGGGAGAUUUUUAGAGGAAAUUUUGGAAACGGACCACCAUGCUGCCCUCGCCCAUGAGAGCUCUGAGGCGGGCGACGCCCACGCCCAAGGAAAAGUCGCCCGAUGAAUUGCACCUGGCCGUUCUCACGGGAAGGACCAAAAGGAUUAAACAUCUCCUCAGGAAAGGCGUCCACAUCGAGAGCGUCAAUUCCCACGGCCAGACGCCUCUUUUCUGCGCAGCCUUCGGCGGCGACAACGAGGUCGUCUCGCUCCUCCUGAAGCUCGGCGCCAAUCCCAACAGGCGCUGUGGUUCCAACGGCGCCACUCCAGUCCACGGCGCCGCCUACCGAGGUUCCAGGAGAGUCCUCAGAUUGCUCGUGGAGGCUGGGGGAGACCUCACCCUCGAGGAUAAUGCAGAGCAGACACCAAGGGAUUACGCCUUGAAGCAACCCUCGCCCAUCCGCCGGCAGAAGAUCCUUCACUUUCUGGACCUCCUCUUGGCCAUGACACUCCAUCGAUCUCUGGCCAGAACAGCAACGAUUCCACAUGGGACCUUGACACACCCUGCCUCCAAGACAUCUCUCAGCCUCAAGAGGGAAGGCAGCCUGGCUAGUAUAUGGGGGGCAUGUCUCAAUGAUUCUGGCGCCCCCUCGCCCAGGUCCCCUUCGUUCUCUAAUGUUCCUCCUUCUAAUCUGCACAAGACGGUUUCGUGUCACCUUUUGGACCAGAUGUACGUGUCAACGUCACUGCCGCUUCUCAACCCAGCUGAUCUCAAGCGUCCGGAACUCACUGGAGUUGCUUACACAUGUGGUGGUCCUACCGUUUAUUCCCCGUACACGUGGCUGGGGACUAAUGUCACCGUGAGGAGGCCGACGCCAGCUCUCUCGCUACCGAAGGAAAACGUCCAAAAAGGUGAGGACAAAAGCUCGCCAGACCCUGGAGCGUGCAAAGCGUUGGUCCAAGAGCUCUCGAUCCUUCGGCGCCUUCGUCACCCUGCUUUCCUAGAGGUGAUGGCAGCGUGCCACGUCUCUUCGCCACAACCGGACCACAUCACUCUCGUCUUCCAGAAUGUUCCUUACGGCUCACUCUACCAUCACCUUCACGUCCAGCAUCGGGAUUUGAGCAUCGGCGGAGCCGUCGACAUCUUAGUCGGUCUCGUGGAGGCCCUUUUAUUCCUCCACGCCCACGGCUGGCUUCACGCAGCUCUCUCCUCCCACGCCCUUCAUCUGAUAUCGACAAACCAUGCCAAACUCGGGGCAUUCGAAUUUGCCAUGGAAAUGCAUGGAAAGGGCUGCAGUAUGAAAGCCCCGCAACUCUCAAGGGCCGCCUGGCUACAUCCCUGGCAGGCGCCUGAAACUCUCAGCGAGCAGAUGGUGUCAGUGCGCUCUGAAAUAUAUUCCUUUACCGCCAUCAUGUGGGAAAUUUGGUCCGGUAUGCCUCCUUGGUGUGGCGUCGAAGAGGCAGAGCUGAAAAGGAAAGUUGGCAGUGGUGAAACUUUGCCUCCUGUGGGUGGAGAACCUCAGUCACUGGUCACUUACCUGACGGAAUAUGGACUGAAAUGGAAUUCCCAUGAAAGAGAACUUGAUCUUCAAGAAAUACAUACCAUGUUGAGGUCUUUGAGGAUACAGUCCAACGAAGAGGACCGAGUGCCUGCCAUUCCCGCGUGGGGUCCCCCCUCCAUCCCCAACACCCCAGUCAUCGGAAGGCACGCAUCCCAGACCUCGUCCCCAUCUCAUAGCAACACCCCAGCACCUGGCGGGAGCUCUGAACGGAGAAAGAGCGAGCCCCUCGGUCGAAGGGACAGCUCUGGGUCCACCUCAAGCUCGUACAACGACUACGCCAACAGAAAUCUACAAACGAAGCCAAGGCAGAUGACGGUGACCAGCGAAGUUCAUCAUCAGAAACCACUGAUUUCGGAAGAACAUCCGAGUACCAGUCAGGAUCCUCAUAAGAGCUCGAAUUACCUGGUGAAUGGCAGGAUCGAUAAAGGCAUUAAAGGAAUCCAUAGCGCGGUCGAGAAGGCCAGAGGCAAGACUGCUAGCAUUGAUAGCGGAUUUUCUACGCCUUGCACUAGGACGCCCAGUCCUAUCAUAGAUACCAUAUCAAGUGCCAAAAUGAACUCAUCCUUCAUCACUUCAACGCCAUCUCGACCACCAACUACAUCUAUAUUACGCGUUGAUCUCCAACCUGAUCUCUUGCCAAACAAAGUCAGCGUGAAAGCGCUGACUAAUAACCAGACGCCUGACAUUCUCUCCCGUGGGCCAGUCGAGUAUCACAGAAGCAGAAACAGAGACAGUCUCGGGACGGAGAGAGGCGCAGGAGCUCUCCACGCCGGCCUCCAUCCCAUUGUACCGGUCACAGAUUCGGACAAUGACCAGUCACACAUCAGUUCGCCGUCGGACGAAGAGCACGCUUCCAAUUUUGGGUACAUUUCCAAUGCUGCCAAACGGGCAUUCCUGAUGGACAGUGAUACCGGGGAAGAAAUAACAGCGGCACCAGAGAGGCCUUCGAGCGCUUCCAGAAUUGAAAGAAACCAACUGCAAAGCAAAGCCUCCGAGAGUCUCAGGACCUCGGAAGUGGUGCGCAAAGGUUUGAGCAUGACAAACAUCAACUGUCCCUCGUUUACCACGAGCACCACGAGCGUCACUAGGACCACGUCUCACAUCUCUCUAACGAGCGCUUCUUCUUCCUCCACGAGCAGUGAUAUCAUUGGACGAAGGCCGGUGCGCACUGUCAGUCAAAUCACCUUAACUUUAAGAAAAUUGUCACAAGUCUCAGAUUCCUCCUCAAGUAAAGACGACCUCGAUGAUCCUCAAAUCGAGCAACAAAGUCGAACUCGAAGGUCACGCUCUGUGCCAAAGAGCCCAGUACAAACUGCCAGUCUGUGCAGUUCCAGAACCAACCGAAAGGAGAGCGGCGGCGGCGGCGGAAGGGGAUGGGACGAAAUCACAGGCAUUAAACCAGCGAGUCACCAGCUGACGCGUCAUUCCUCCUCUUGCUCUUUGGCAAGUGGUCCCUCCAGCCCUGUGCACCACGCCGCUGGUUCCUCUAACACAUGGUCGCCUUCCAGGUGCCUUUCCAGGGCAGGACAGAAAACAAGGGCAUCUUCUAAUCAGAAUUCACCUAUCCAUUCACCUAGGGAAUCAAGCAACAAAACUGCAGUUGGACGCCGAUGGAACAGCGUUAGUGGCACUCCAGGGGGCCUGGGAGAGACUGCAGUCAAAAUUCAGACCAGGCGUCAUUCAGAAGGUCCAAGAGCAAGAACGCGUAAAGGGAGACGUCGGCAGGAAGUGGAGGUCGAGGAGGAGUUCUUUGAUGACGAGUUCAAUGCUCUCUUGUUCCAGCAGCCCCACAUGCAACUAUCAGUAGGCUCCUCAGAGAAUCUUCUGGAUAGUAGGGCACCACACUCCAUGCUAGCAGAUGGCUCAGCAUCUCCAGUCAGUCUGGGAUUCAGCAGUUUCUCUCCAAGUCUUACAAGCAGCGAAGACGAGGAUGACGAGGCGGAACCGAGGGAGGGAGCAUCAGGAAGAGCUCGCUGGAGACUUGGGGCUGUUGCGGAAGACGGAAACUCCGAGGAAGAGGACGAGAACAAGAAAAGGGAAGAGAAGAAGAAGAAGAAGAACGUGAAUCAGUCGGAGAAGUUGCCAAUAACCAGUGAGGGUGAAGUGACUAGUGACGCGGACGAUGCUUUCAGUGGUCCGUGGCGAGUGAAAGACUUCAAUAAGGAGUACGAACCUCUCAAAAGUGUUCAGCUUCUCAAAAAUCUAGAAAAGAAUCUAAGCACCUAUCUCCCGACGUAUUCCAUCGGGAGUGACACGGAGACUGGGGAACCAUGAUCGUCCGUGUUCGCGAUAGAUCGAUCAAUCGGGUGCAUUUACUGUUUGCAUUUAGAGAAGAUAUACGUAUACAUAUCAUGCCAUGUGUUGGCGGGUUGUGUUAGGAUAACGACCACUUCGCAACUUUCCAGUGGGAGGGAGGGAGGGGGUGAUACUGCAUAAAUAUGUACUGUAUAUAAUUCGUUUGCCUCAUACGCUCAUAAUACUUCAUUUGUAAUUCUCCAUUUCAUGCUAAAAUAAUCAACUUUUACCGUCAAGCCUGAAGUAGCAGAAAGCACUUGAUUCUUUUUGUUGUUUCUGAUAGAAUGUUGUGAACUGUAUACCUACCCCUGAGAAUGGAACAUGUACUAUAAAGUUCACUCGAGUGUCGUAUUCAGGCAUUUCUUUUCAUUGUUAGGCAGAGCUUAACUUAAUGCUUGCUUUUACAAUGUGUUUUUAAUUCAAGGAAGUAAUAUGUCGUCAUUCUUUGGACAUUUCAGUGUAGAAUAUGCAUUCUUCUUUUUGGAGUUGGGGAAAAGGGGACGUUGAAAGUUUGCUGCAAGCUUAGCCUGCUAACAAGUGGCCAAGUGUUUUCGAAGAUUAACCCGGGACCUUCCUUCCCUGACUCCUCCCUCAGUCGUAGGUGUCACAUUGACAAGUACAACAGGUCGAGUCAGGAAGAAGAGGUUUCUUGUCAUUAUUAUUAUGGACUGCUUGAGAAAAUGGAGGUUGUUCAUGUUAAUAGGGUAAGCAUUUCCAGUAUAGGGCUUUCAUCACAAAACAUUAUUAUAAUACCAGUAACGUCUUUUAGUUGUUAUUUUGUUAUAUUGAUUCGCUGUACCAUUCUACUUAGCAGCUGUGCUAUGUGCUGUAGAUAGUCUUCUCUACCAAAGAUAAAGCAGGUCUUGAAAUACUGGUAAUACUGAUUCUACACGGCCAUCAGGAAGUGAGAUUUGUAAAGCACAUUUUGCAAAUACCGCAUCAUUUUUCAUUCGGUUUAUUUCGUGAUUAUUCGCUUUACAGUGGAUUCAUAAACAUUAGAGAUAAUGGCACUGUAAAUUUAUAGUCAUUAUUUAUUAUUGUUAUCAUAGUCUCUUUCUAAUAAUGAACUGGUUUUGUAUAUUUAUGCGCAUACAUAGACCUUCAUCUCUCUCUAUCUAUGUUACCAGGAAUUUCAAGCUCUGCCCAGGAACUGCUACUGAUGGGGAACUGAAUAAAAAUGUUCUGGAUACUUA
Molecule: messenger RNA, 5867 nt
Organism: Macrobrachium nipponense
Lineage: Eukaryota; Metazoa; Arthropoda; Malacostraca; Decapoda; Palaemonidae
Product: serine-rich adhesin for platelets-like
Exons: 17
Coding region: 877-4653 (1258 amino acids)
Biological process (GO): intercellular bridge organization; protein phosphorylation; mitotic spindle assembly checkpoint signaling
Cellular component (GO): intercellular bridge; kinetochore; midbody
Molecular function (GO): protein kinase activity; protein binding; ATP binding
Source: RefSeq, a predicted model, not a curated record